AGCCUUCUUUGGACUUAGUUCAGCAGAGACUGUGGGCCUCCGAUCAGGAACUUUAUCUGGCUAGUAAUCACAUCGGCACGCUGGCUUUUGUGCCUGCACUAGUGCAUAAGCAGGCUGGAUUCUAGAUGCUGCACCCUGUGGAAGGAAGCGUCCCUUAUGUAUCUAUGAGGUGCUGUUAAAUAGAUGCAUGCUAUGUAAAAGGGAGAAUGGCGGGGUUCUACAAUUGCUUGAAGAGUAACAACGAUUGUAUCAUGGCAACUGGCCCUGUGGAUGUCCUGGAGCUGCCGGAGACAGAAGAAACAGGUGAGGAAUUUUCAAGAAAGAAAAAAUCCAAGUUUCAGACUUUUAAGAACUUCUUUGCCAAGAAGAAGAAGCGGAAAGAGCCCUCAUCUCCGGUGGGAGCAGGCCAUCUGAAGCCGAGCCAGUCCAGUAGCGAUGUCAGCGCCCCGAACCUCGAUUCCAGCCUCCUCCAUUUGCCGAAAGAGCCAGGAUCCAAAGGGAGCAUGGGUAGCAAAGCCUUAUCGCAUGACAGCGUCUUCAUUUUUGAGUCGUCGCCUGAAGUGGUGGGGAAAACAUGUUCGCAUGAAAAUCUACCUGGGAAAGUGAAAAGCUUGCAGCUUCAGUUGCAACAGAAUUUCCAGCUUGGAUCACCGCCUCGAAUGAUCACCAGUAAGAAAGCAGAAGAUGCAGGUGCCGUUUCAGAGGAUGACGGAUUACCCAGAAGCCCUCCAGAAAUCUCCACCCUCCAUGAUGUUCUGACCUGUUCUGCAAGUAAGUCCUGCAACCUUGUCCAGCGCCAGAGUUCUUUGAGUUUAGGUGGGACAGACAGUGAAGAUGAGCAGGUCCCUUCAGAAGCCUCCUCCAGGCCGACUAGUCCACUCUCCUCCGUGGCCCCCACGCGCCCCGCCUCGCCAAGGUGCCGCCUGCUUCCCGCUGACUUCAACAGCCCGGCCACUCCACUGGGCUGUCUGGAUACCUCCGCAGCCAAGCACAGGAUUGCGAUAAAUCCACGGAAGCAGAAAGCUUUUGCCAGUAAAAACCAGAAUCAUGCUGUGGAACUGCUGGAAACGGAGCAAGGCCUCCCUGUUAUUGCUGAAGGCAAAAGAAGCUGUGUGAAGUUGCUUGAAGCGGGCAGCCAAAUGAAAGAAUGGGAAGGCUUAUCAAUUCUGAAUGCAAGUGAGAGUUGGACUCACAAUAUGCUUCCCACAACGAGGACUCUGGAUCCUUUGCGUUACUCUUGGAAUGCUGGUCCUGGUGUGGAUAGGAUUCGUCUCCCUGCCCCGGAGACCCACAACUGUAUAGGAACAGAUUUAAAGGCCAGUGUGAUGGCAGCCUGUCCAAGUGCGGGGUCUUCCCUCACAAAGCGUGAAGAAGAGAUGGAAGAGGCGGGGGUAAAAACAACUUGGGGUCAAAGGGACAGUCUCAAGCUGAAUGCACAAAACUCUGGGAAAGAGGCCAUUGAGACUUCUGAAUCUUUACAGACUGAAACUGAAACUUCUGGGCUCUCUGAUGCACAGCUUUCUGCCUUGUAUGCUGAUGGUGUGGGAAAGGACGUUGAUGUAUCAGUAGAACGGAGCCAAAUGACCUGCCCAAAACCUGUAGAUCAAAAGACAAAGUACCCCAGGAGUGUCAAAGAGGCAAGACAUGUUGACAGGGCCAAAGACAGGCCUGGUGAGGGGAACAGUUCUGUCUCUCUCGAAACAGAUCCUGCACUGAUCGCUCUACAGUUUUUUUCACCCACUUUGGAAGCUCCCUCGGAAGCAAAGACACCUGUGGUCGCAGGUCCACCAGGCAAAGAAGAUGCAGGGAAGCCAGCAGAGACAGAACUUCCACCCUUUGAAGACCAUGGGAAGCCAACACCAGUGCUGCAGGAAGAGUCGGCCAUCUUGGAUGCCAAUGUAGAUAGUCACCUGCUUCAGAAUGCAGGGGGCAAGAAACCAUUUCUCCCAGUGGAAUUUCAUGGCCCUUUGUUGAACAGUGGCCUAGACAGUUGGGAGACGGAUGUCCCCAGAAAGACGGGCAACUCCUCUGUGGGAAAUCUAGCUGCCUCAGGAUCUGCUGAGGUGGCUCCUCAGAGUAGCCCUCAUGAUGAUGAUGAUGCCAGAGAAGACCAGAGAGAAGGUGUGAAAAUAGAAGAGAAAAGCAAAGCUCCAGAUGAGACAGUGAAGACACCAUCCAGGUCUGCGUCUGCGAAGCCGGUCAGGUUCACCAUUGCCCCAGCCUGGCAAAGGUCCCUCUCAGGCGGCUCAGGUUCCAUAGAUGGUUCCCCAUCUUCACCCAUAAGUCCAGAGUUGUUUGAAGCAAUGCCUUUGUUAGAUACUGCUGCACAGGGGAGUUUACAGAACAGUCUGGAAAGACUUGACAGGGAUCAUCGAAACGCUGCGGCCAUCUUGAAUGCUGCCAUGGAAUGGGCAAAUGUGGAUUCCCCGAACCAUGAGAGUCCCUUUGGGGUUAAGCUGAGGAGAACGUCCUCUUUGCUGAAAUACCAAACUGAACAGCAACGUCACGAGCCUCCCAAACAGCUGCCGUUAGUGGCUUCUGAAGGCCCCUCUGUCUCCAUUAAAGAUGAGCUGAAGUCCUCGGGUUCCAGGAAGCCGUUCCAGAAUCUUCCAAGCGCCGUGAAACCUUCCGUUACAAAACCUGGCUGCCAGGACGAGAAAAACGUCUCCAAGGCCAAACUGGAAGAAGCGGCAACUAAGCAGCCGAUGGGGAAAUCUCCAGAGCAAACUGCAGCUGCCCAAUUGGAACCCCUCUCUUCUGAACCGACGUGGAUUUCAGUGGCCAAGCAAAAGCAGAAGGGUUUCCAGGGCUCCCCUCUUGCCAAAGGACACCCCAAGGAGGAGAAGCCCUUGGUCAAAACAAAGCAAGAGAGAGAGAAGCGCACGGACACUUCUCAGCAGGAAAAGCAAGGAAACCCUACUGGUGAGAACGUACUGAAAAAGAGUACCACUCCUCAUCUGCGUGGCCAUAAGACCACAGAGCAGCUGAAGAUGACGGCAUCCACUACAACAGAGGCGCCGGUCAGGACGUCCCCUCAGGAAGCGCCUCGGGUGGGAAAGGAAACGAGGCCACCGCCAAGCCUCUCCAUAUCCUCGUGCAGCCCUGCUGAGCCCCCGUGGCUAUCACUGGCGAAGAAGAAGGCCAAGGCAUGGAGCGAAAUGCCCCAGAUUGUCCAGUAGCUCUUCAGGAGUCUUUUGUCUACACUGCCAAUAGCUGUAUUAAUAGUGUAUAAUGGAGGCUCUCACACUGGGUCCCCAGGCGGUGUUCAACUUCAUCUCCCAUAAUCCCCAGCCACAAUAGCCUUGUGGCUGGGGAUUAUGGGAGUUGUAGUCCAGCAACACCUGGGGCCUCAAGUCUGAGAAUCCCUGGUGUAUAACAAUGUCUUCACUGUGAGCAGUAUUUUUUUUUUAAAGGGUUGAAGUGGAAGUCUUACGUUGGGUGGGGUAGGGAGAAAAACGUAUUUUAAUUUGUCAUUCCCUGAAGAUGGCUUUCUACUGAAGACUGGACCCAAGGCUGCCAUCAGAAUUAAUACACUGAAUACUUUCCACUGUAACACAGGAACUUAGGAAGCUGCCAUAUACUGAGUCAGGCCACUGGUCCAUUUAGCUCAGUAUUGUCAACACUGACUGGCAGCAACUCUCCAAGACUUCCAGCAGGAGUCUUUCCCAAUCCAGCCAGGGAGUGAAUCCUGGACCUUCUGAAAGGACGCAGCUGCUCAACCAGGGGAAUAUUGUCCAGUGCUCACAUGUAGUCACCCCUCCAAAUGCCAACCAGGGCAGACUCUCCUUAGCACAGGGACAGUUCUUCCUUCCUACCACACAACCAGCUUUCCUCCAGGAAACUUCACUUAUCCUGUGUCAACACUGGCAUCAAAGACUGCUGAGAAGGAUCCUGAAAGUUGAUCACACAUUUCUCUUAAGACGCUUAAGCUACACCCAAGACGGUGGGUAACAGGCACGGUGUGACGGCACUUGGAUGCUGCAAACCGGGUCUGCUGCAGACUUCUAAGGGCAUUCCACGGCUGCUGCUCAGAGGCAUCAUCUCCCAACAAUGGGGAAACCAUGGUGGGCCGAAUGGCUCAAGAGCUCAGUAAUCCGAAUCCAUGCAUUUCCCGAUGGUAUUGCUGCAAAACCUGGGUCUCUAAUGGAAAAAGAGGAGACAAGUUGGCUGGAGGCGGUUCUUCCUUCAGUGUCCAACUCUCUUUCCUCAGAAGAGUUGCCAGUGUUAGUAGCUGCUGUUCAGCAGCUGGGUGCUUACAGCCAAAUAGAUCUCGCCCUGCCUGCCACUGUAGAGCAGGAAGCUGUUAAUUGGUUCAUCCAGGCUUUACAGUGGUCCCAGUGGCUUGUUUGGAAAGGAACAAACUGCUCAGGGGCCGUUUAGCAACUCUCCUCUUGCCUGUUGCAUUUUUCGGCAUCUUAUUCUUAAUGGAGAAUAGGGGUGUGUGCAAAUCGUAAUCUGCUCUUUGAUUCAACCUCAAAUUGAAUCGCAGACCCCUCCAAAUGAAUCAUCAGAAGUAGUUGACUUGGGCAGCUGCCUCGACGAAUCACCCCCGAUUCGACCCGAAUCUAUUCAGGUGAUUCGGAUGCCAUUUAGAGGUCCUUUUUGCUGGGAAAUCAGGCCUUAAAAUGGUGCUUCUGUCUGGGGAGAGCUGGUCUGCCCAUUGGGAUGAGCAGAUACACCAACCCUCCACUCCGGCCUCUGUGCUUCAGCCCUCCUCAGAGGGCUCAUCAACCCGCUAAUCCCAAUUGGUAGACCAUUGCUCGCUGGAAAGAAGUGCCAUUUUGAGGCCCAUUCCCCCACCAAAAUGGGCCUCAAAAUUGCGUCUGAAUAGAUUCGGGUCGAAUUGGGGGUGAUUCCAUUUGAUCCCGAAUCUGACCCUUUCUUUUCAGGGCAAUCCGAUUCUUGGUAAAAUAAUUGAACCACCCCCAUUCAACCUGAAUCAAUUCGUGAGCAAAUCAAAUUGCACAUCCCUAAUGGAGAACUCUGGACCUCAACUCCCAUCAUCCCUGACUACAAUAAACGGCAGCUGGGGUGAUGGGAGUUGUAGUCCCACAGCUGGAGAGCCUCCAGCUGUGCACACCUGCUCUAGAGGGCUAAUCUGAUGCAGUUACCCAGUCGUGUGUCCUGUCCAGCUCAAGACCAGUUUCUCGACGCAGGUGUGUCUGUACCUGUGCAGAGGGCUAGAUGGCAGCACUGACUUAAAGCUGUGUGUGUCCCCAGGGUGUCAUUGUGCAAUGCAUCCCUUCCUGUGAAUCCUGAGCCUGCCAUCCAGGAUUGAGCUUGGUACUGCUCCAUUUUGCUGUGAAGGGGAGAAACAUCAUGCCCGCUUGAGUUGGCCAGAAAUGCCCUGGCAGGUGAAGAGUGUGGUGUGCUCCAGCUCCAGCUGGUUGCGUGAGUAGGAACAGAGGGCCACCACAGGAAGCUGCCUCCUACUGAGUCAGACCCUUGGCCCAUCUAGCUCAGUACUGUCCACACUGACUGGCAGCAGCUCUCUGAGGUUUCAGGCAAAAGGGCUGGAGGUGCCACCAGGGACUGAACCCGGGACUUUCCAUGGGCAAAGCAGAUGCUCCACUACUGUGCUUCAUUAUCAGGGAAAACUCCGCCCCCCCCACCGCUCAGCCUGGAGAAUUUAUUCUUACCUGCACAAGGUAAGAAUAAUUCUUCCCCCACAGUCCAAGAAACUGGCACUGCAAGGCUUACCUUGGCAUUACAGCAAUUCCUGUUUGAUGCUGUGCAGGUCUUUCCUUGGUAUCGCUAACUUUGGGUUGCUGUCCUAACCUUUAAUCCUCUUCGCCCUUCUACUUGGCAAAAGGCACCAAAAGCAAUGCAUUUUUUUUUUAUUAAUGGUCUUUGUCUUUUAAAAACACAGUAUGUAUAUAUGUUUUUGUAACCCUUGCGUUUCAGGACAACCUGUUUUUGUAUGGUUCCUAUAUUUUGUUUGCUAUUAAAUACUGUUGUCAUAUGGGA
Hemicordylus capensis (graceful crag lizard) is the source of this 5967-nucleotide messenger RNA. RefSeq names its product KIAA1210 ortholog. Lineage: Eukaryota; Metazoa; Chordata; Lepidosauria; Squamata; Cordylidae. The transcript is spliced from 12 exons. The record is from RefSeq and is a predicted model, not a curated record. Bases 207 to 3179 code for a protein of 990 amino acids.